Molecule: messenger RNA, 975 nt
Organism: Naegleria lovaniensis
Lineage: Eukaryota; Heterolobosea; Eutetramitea; Acrasida; Naegleriidae
Exons: 6
Coding region: 1-975 (324 amino acids)
Biological process (GO): adenosine catabolic process; negative regulation of adenosine receptor signaling pathway; hypoxanthine salvage
Cellular component (GO): external side of plasma membrane; cytosol
Molecular function (GO): adenosine deaminase activity
Source: RefSeq, a predicted model, not a curated record
AUGCUCAUAGAAAUACCCAAAGCUGAGUUGCAUAGACAUUUGGAUGGAUCGUUAAGAAUUCAAACCAUGAUAGACCUAGCGAAUCGAUACAAUAUUAAUUUGCCAGCAAAAACUGAAAACGAGUUGUCAAAACAUUUGGUUGUACCUGAUGACUGUGCAAGCUUGGAACAGUAUUUGGAAGCAUUUAAAUUUACUUGUGCUGUUUUACAAAAUGAAUAUUCGUUGGAAAGAGUGACAUACGAGGUUUGUGAAGAUGCCUACAAAGAAAAUACCACUUAUUUAGAAAUUAGGUUUGGACCUGUUUUACACACUAAUUCUGGCCUUUCCUUAAAACAAAUCAUGGACUCAGUCGUGAGAGGCGUUGAAUAUGCUGAAAGAACAUUGCCUGGAUUUACUGGAAGGAUUAUUAUUGCAACAAAAUAUUCUCAUGCAAAAACGGUGGCAUUCGAUUUGGCAUCCAAAGAAUUAGAAUAUCCUGCAAGUUUACACAGAAAGUCAUUUCAAUUGGUUCAUGAGAACUAUUUGAUGGCGACAUGUCACAGUGGAGAGGCUGCUGGAUCUGAAUACAUUAAAGACGCUAUUAUCAACUGUGGAGUACAACGAAUUGGACAUGGAACAAAACUAGUGCAAGACUUAAAGCUGUUGGAAUAUGUACGAGCUAGAAAUAUCGCUCUUGAAAUUUGUGUGACCAGCAAUUUUCAAACAAAAGCAACACCCAGUUAUGCAGCGCAUCCAUUACCAUUUUAUUUCCGAAAAGGUAUUGCUGUUUGUGUAUGUACAGACAACACCCUUAUGAGUGAUAUUACUCUUUCUAAAGAAUUGUUCAAAAUCCAACGACUCUAUAACUUUACAAAUGAGGAACUACUCAAGAUUAUGCGAUUUAGUUUUGAGAACGCAUUCAUCUCCUAUUCAGAAAAAGCAGAGCUGUUAAGAACAUUCGACGAAUAUGUUCACAACAAUUUUCCAAAGCAAUAG